AUGUCAGACUCUCAGGACAAGGGCAAGGGUCCUCAGCGCCCAGAGGAGGGCGAUGAGGCCAGUAACUCGAACAACCAAAACACGUCCUCUAGCUCCUCCGGCGCUACGAAGAAGCUUUCUCCUAAAAUGAUCGAAUCUCUUAUGGAAAUGAACCCCGCGCUGAAGAGCGAACUCGCGUCGAUGGAUAAGGACAAGGCCGCGGAGCUGCUAUCUAACCUGGACAUCUCUCAAUUGAUGACAGGACUUGCUGUCGGUGGAAAGAACCAGAAGGAUAUGGCCUCUUACAAGUUCUGGCAGACACAGCCUGUCCCCAGCUUUGAGGACCAGGCAUCUCAGGAGCAAAUCCAGCAAGGUCCGAUCAAAAUUAUCGACCCGGCUAAGGUUUCAAAGACUCCCGGUCCGUUGGUUGAGGGCUUUGAGUGGUGUACUCUGGAUUUGACAAAUGAGGAGGAGUUGAAGGAGCUCUACGAGCUGCUGAACAACCAUUAUGUGGAGGACGACAACGCUAUGUUCCGUUUCAGCUACUCUCAGUCAUUCCUGCACUGGGCUUUGAUGUCUCCAGGAUGGAAAAAGGAGUGGCACGUUGGUGUGCGCGCUACCAAGUCGCGCAAGCUGGUCGCCUCCAUUUGUGGUGUACCUACUGAUAUUCGCGUCCGCGGGGAGCGCAUCAAGGUGACGGAAAUUAACUUCCUCUGCAUCCACAAGAAGCUGCGCUCCAAGCGCCUGACCCCCGUCCUGAUCAAGGAAAUUACUCGCCGCUGCUACCUCGAGGGUAUCUACCAGGCCAUCUACACUGGUGGUAUCGUUCUUCCGACCCCCGUCAGCUCCUGCCGUUACUACCACCGCCCACUUGACUGGCUCAAGCUGUACGAAGUCGGCUUCUCCUUCCUCCCCAACGGCUCUACCAAGGCUCGUCAGAUCACCAAGAGCCACCUCCCAAGCAACACUGCGACUCCCGGUCUGCGACCAAUGGAGGUUAAGGAUAUCGAUGUGGUCUACGAUCUUCUCGAGCGGUACAUGCAUCGCUUCCAGAUGAACCAGGCUUUCACACGCGAAGAAAUCGAACAUUGGCUCGUUUACAAGGAGGCCGAGGGCAAGGAGCAGGUCAUCUGGUCAUAUGUGGUUGAGGACCCUGAGACCCACAAGAUUACAGACUUCGUCUCCUUCUAUAACCUCGAGUCUACUGUUAUUGAUAAUCCUAAGCACGACACAGUCCGCGCUGCCUACCUGUACUACUAUGCAACCGAGACAGCCUUCACCGAUAACAAGAAGGCCCUGAAGGACCGAUUGCAGGUACUGAUUAACGAUGCGCUGAUUUGCGCCAAGAAGGCCAAGUUCGAUGUAUUUAACGCUCUGACUCUGAGCGACAACCCUCUAUUCUUGGAGCAGUUGAAGUUUGGCGCUGGUGAUGGUCAACUCCAUUUCUACCUUUACAACUACCGGGCAGCCCCUGUCCCUGGUGGUGUGAACAAGAAAAACCAACCCGAUGAGAACCAAAUGGGCGGAGUUGGAAUUAUCAUGCUGUAA
Penicillium malachiteum is the source of this 1527-nucleotide messenger RNA. RefSeq names its product glycylpeptide N-tetradecanoyltransferase swoF. Gene Ontology annotation, cellular component: cytoplasm. Gene Ontology annotation, biological process: N-terminal peptidyl-glycine N-myristoylation. The transcript has 4 exons. The record is from RefSeq and is a predicted model, not a curated record. Lineage: Eukaryota; Fungi; Ascomycota; Eurotiomycetes; Eurotiales; Aspergillaceae. Gene Ontology annotation, molecular function: glycylpeptide N-tetradecanoyltransferase activity. The coding region runs from base 1 to 1527 and encodes 508 amino acids.